This is a messenger RNA of Candida tropicalis MYA-3404, 1176 nucleotides long. RefSeq names its product chitin deacetylase (gene CDA2). Bases 1 to 1176 code for a protein of 391 amino acids. Lineage: Eukaryota; Fungi; Ascomycota; Pichiomycetes; Serinales; Debaryomycetaceae. Gene Ontology annotation, biological process: ascospore wall assembly; carbohydrate metabolic process. Gene Ontology annotation, cellular component: prospore membrane. The transcript has a single exon. Gene Ontology annotation, molecular function: chitin deacetylase activity. The record is from RefSeq and is a predicted model, not a curated record.
AUGAUUAGAAUUAUAAUUGUAAUUUGUAUUUUCACUUCAUUUUCAUCAUCAUCAUCAUCAUCUGAUCUAACUUCAAGAAUUCAAUCGAAAUUUAUCCCAUCUUCAUUUGUUAAUAUUUUUGAAAAACAACCAUCUUCAUCAUUAACACCACAAGUUUUACAAAUUCCAAUACCUAUAAUUGAUACUACAACCGCCAAUAAACAACAUCAACAUAAUUUAAAUUAUUUAAAUGUCAAACCAAAUACAAAAGAAAUGCCACCUUCACCAAUGCAAUUUCCACCAAAAUUACCAUUUCCAAAGUGGUUGCAUGAUUUUACUGGAUUAAAUGAAUGGCCAGAUUUAGAACCACCUUAUAUUCCAUUAGAUUUUAUAAAUUUUGAUAAAAUUAUUGAUAUUCCAUUACAUCAACAAGCUCAAUGUACUGAUUCAAUAUUGCGUUCACCAAAAGCUUGUUCAUUUGAUUGUUUUAAUUGUGUUGAAGUUGAUGAUGUUUAUACAUGUCCUAAAUUAUCCCAAACUUUUGAUGAUGGACCAAGUCCUCAUACUUUAAAAUUAUUGGAUGUUUUUAAAGAUACUAAAACUACAUUAUUUACAUUAGGAGUUAAUAUAAUUAGAUUUCCUGAAGUUUAUAAAGAAAGUUAUCGACGUGGUCAUAUAAUGGGAUCACAUACAUGGAGUCAUAAAUUUUUACCAAGUUUAAGUAAUGAAAAAGUUAUAGCACAAAUUGAAUGGUCAAUUUGGGCAAUGAAUGCAACUUCGGGCCAUUUACCAAAAUGGUUUAGACCUCCAUAUGGUGGAAUUGAUAAUCGAAUUCGUUCAAUUUUACGUCAAUUUGGUAUGCAAGCUGUAUUGUGGGAUUUUGAUACUUUUGAUUGGAAAAUGUUGGAUAGUUCAACAACUAGAAAAGAAUCGGAAAUUUUACAAGAUUUGAAGAAUUUUCAAAAAUCUAAAAAUGGUAAAGGUUUAAUUUUAGAACAUGAUGCUAUUCAAAGAACUGUUGAUGUUGGUAUUGAAAUUUAUGAAAAAAUUUUGAAAAAUGAAGAACAAUUGACGGUUCCUUUAUGUAUUGGUGGUAUUGAUUAUAUUAAAACUUUUCCAAUGGAAGAUUCUUAUUCAUCUACUCAUGAUGGUGAUGAUGACAAUGUUGAAGAAGUUGUAGUUGUCAUUGAAGAGUAA